AUCGGGGCCCCAUCCACUGAGUCAGGCGGUGCGUCGUUUUUGGUCCCCGUUCUGGCCGGUGCAGAAAAAAACGCCGAAUCGUAGCUGGGGAAGCACAAGCCACAAAGGCUGUAGGCGUCGAGCGAUGGGGAGAGCCACGGGGAUCGGCUUUCUCCUUCUCUCACUGUCUCUGUUGUUGCAAGGAAUACGAGCUUCUUCAACUUCGCCCCCUCAACAGGAUUUUGGAGAAUCAGUCGCUUCAAGGACUUUGAAGCAAGAGCAAGAACACACUCAUGAAAUACAUUGUUCCAGAGAAAGGAGCCGUGCUGCCUGGAAAAUCAUUGACGAGUAUCUGAUGCCCUUUGUUGAGCAAGAGCAAUAUCAAAUUCCAAGUAGAUGCAGGGUUCAUCCUGACAAAGAUCUGUUUAGAGAUCAGGAGCAGCACAAGAUCCAUAUCGAUAUAAGUGAAUGGCGGUGUGGGUACUGUAAGAAAAGCUUCCGGGCAGAGAAGUUUCUUGACCAGCAUUUUGACAAUAGACACUCCAAUCUGCUGAAUGUUACUCAUGGCAAGUGCUUGGCAGAUUUAUGUGGGGCAUUGCAUUGUGAUCUUGUGAUGGAUUCCAAGUUGCGCAAGUCUAAGUGCAAUCCUGCAGCUGCUGCAAGGAACCGCCAUCUUUGUGAGAGCCUUGCCGACAAUUGUUUUCCUGUCAACAAAGGUCCUUCAGCAAGUCGUCUUCAUGAAUUCUUCUUGCACCAAUUCUGUGAUGCUCACACUUGUAACGGAAAGCGAAAACCCUUCUCUAGAGGGGGCAGGAAGCAAACAAGUAUACUGUACCUUGCGAUUUCAAUUUUGACUUUGAUGCUGCUUCCUAUAUUCUAUGUUAUUGUCUUUCUAUACCAAAGAGAAAUGAAGAGGAGUGUCCAAGAUUUGAAGCGCAUCUCAAAAGUUGGAUCCAAAACAAAGCCUUCGUAAUUUGUAUUCACUGCCUCUUGCCCAACGGGAAACCAACAGUUAAAA
Telopea speciosissima is the source of this 997-nucleotide messenger RNA. RefSeq lists its product as uncharacterized. The transcript has 9 exons. NCBI's taxonomy places the organism in Eukaryota, Viridiplantae, Streptophyta, Magnoliopsida, Proteales, Proteaceae. The coding region runs from base 125 to 952 and encodes 275 amino acids. The record is from RefSeq and is a predicted model, not a curated record.